This is a messenger RNA of Platichthys flesus (European flounder), 3563 nucleotides long. RefSeq names its product podocan (gene podn). Gene Ontology annotation, molecular function: protein binding. The transcript is spliced from 10 exons. Bases 378 to 2213 code for a protein of 611 amino acids. The record is from RefSeq and is a predicted model, not a curated record. NCBI's taxonomy places the organism in Eukaryota, Metazoa, Chordata, Actinopteri, Pleuronectiformes, Pleuronectidae.
GUUUUUAUAUAAAAUUAACUUAAGGUUUUGGCAUCUUUCACCUCAUUAUACAUACGUAUACUUUGCCUGCGUUUUUCAGCCACAUCCCCUUUUGAGGAAAUGAACUUGUUCACCAUACAAGCUUGACAUAUUUCUUUGUUUCUCUGCAUUUUGUGGAUAGUAAAUGUCAGAACGAGGUUGUUAUGAAUCACUGACAGGCAGUUGGCUUCCUCACACUUUAGGAUUACCUAAUGCAAAGUGUUGAGUGACAACAAAAUGUUACUCCCACCACUUUAUUUGGUAUCACCCAACAUAUAGAAGUCCUAGAGUAAAAAAAGAAACCUGCUAUUGCUUCAGUAUCAAAAAAGUAGCAAAUUGCAAAUUUCAUACAUAGCCUGAUGAUUUUAACUUUGCAGCAUGCACAUGUCCUCGUGCAACAGGAGAGCUCAGCAGUGAACAUGGCCUUUCCCAAGCCCUCCCUCCUGCGGGCCCUGAGUAUGCUGCUCUUGGCCUCAGUAUUGGUGCGGUGCCAGGCCCCUCUGGAACAAGUGGAAGAGGAAGAACCAAUAAUGGAGACUGACAUUGCAAAGUUGGCGACACAAUCUCAGCCUGUCCAGUGUCCACCAGACUGUAGCUGUACAUCAGAGGAGGCAGUGGACUGCGCUGGAGUCGACCUCACAGAGUUUCCAUCCGAUUUGUCAGAUAAAAUCAGUCGCCUCUCGCUGCAGAACAACAAAAUCAAGCAGUUAACAGUGGAGCACAUUUCCCAUCUGUAUCAGCUUGAGACCCUCAACCUUCAGAACAACUGGCUCACUACAGAUGGCCUUGAAGAGGAAGGUUUCGAGAUGCUGGAAGAGCUGGCUUAUUUAUACUUGGCGAAUAACAAGCUUACUUCAGCACCAAAGGUCUUACCCCCCUCUUUGGUUAGUGCUGAUUUUGCUGCGAAUGAGCUUUCAAAAAUCUACCCAUUUACCUUUGGCCAUAAACCAAAACUGAGGUCUGUCUAUCUCCAUAACAACAAGCUGACUGAUGCAGGGCUUCCUGAUCACAUGUUCAAUGCUUCUGACAAUCUGGAGAUCCUGACAAUGUCAAGCAACUUCCUGCGGGUUGUACCCAAGAACCUGCCCUCCAGCCUUUAUCGUCUUCAUCUAAAGAGUAAUAAGUUGGAGAAAAUCCCAGCGGGGGCUUUUGACAACUUGCAAAAUCUAAGAGAGUUGUAUCUCCAGAACAAUCUGCUCAGCAAUGAGGGCAUUGACAACGAGACUUUCAGCCAACUGAACAGCCUGGAGUGCCUGGAUUUGUCAAAUAACAAUCUGAGCGUCGUCCCCAAGGGUCUGCCUCGCAAUCUAGUGCUGCUACACCUGGAGAAGAAUUCCAUCCGCAGCAUCCCUGGAGACGCUCUUACCUCUGUCCGAAACCUUGAGUACUUGCUUCUCCACAAUAACAACAUCCGCUCCCGGUCCAUCCACCCAGCUGCCUUCCAGGGUUUAAAGAAGCUGCAUACUCUACACAUGUAUAACAAUUUGCUGGAGCGGGUUCCCCGGGGCUUGCCUCGACGGGCCAAGACCCUAAUGCUGCUCCACAACUCGAUUUCUGAACUUGGCCGGAACGACCUGGCCCUGCUUUACACCCUAACGGAGCUUAAUCUUAGCUACAACAAGCUGACCAACCAAAAUGUUCACAGAGAUGCCUUCAGGAAGCUGCGCGAUUUGGAAAGACUGGACCUGUCGGGGAACAACUUUCACUCCGUGCCCCUGGGUCUUCCGCGCAGUCUGCAGGUGCUAGAAAUCAAGAACAAUCAGAUCAACUCUAUUCCUGUUGGUGCACUGACGGGCAUGGAGAAGCUACAAAAGAUCAUCCUGAGUCACAACCAGUUGAAACUGAACUCAGUCUACCAAGGAGCUUGGAUGGAGCUCAGUGUGCUCACAACGUUAGAUCUGUCUGCCAACCAGCUGUCGCACAUCCCCUCGGACCUUCCUGAGACUCUGGAGUAUCUUCACCUAGAGAGUAAUCGCAUCUCCACUGUUCCUGCUUCAGCAUUCGAAGGCACUCCGAACAUCAAAGGCAUCUUCCUCCGGUUUAACCGCCUGUCUGUGGACUCUGUGGAUGAGAGCUCUUUCGCCCACCUGUCCAACUUGCAAGUGCUGGACAUUGGCACAGCAAACACUGACCUUUCCUUUAAAAGAGACGACAUGGAGGGCGAUAUGAUGAUGGAGGAGGAGCAAGAAACAUAAGAGACGCUUACUUAAACGAGACUUGAUUGUGUGAAGGAAAGAAAUAUUAUCUAAAUGGGAAUGAACCUGUGAAUGUAAUUUUCCUGGUUCAUUAUCAUAUUGUGCUGAGUGGCAGAGUCACAUGUUUCUGGUGCAGGAUACCAGAUGAAGUUACUUUAGUUUCCAUUGUAUGGGCUGGUUAGUAUAUCUUUAUAUCUGAGCUUUCAUAUUGUAUUGACUGUUGCCGUACAACAUCUUUCUAUCGUCUACAUUUUGUUAUUCUGCUUUAUUCUGAAAAUAAUCUAUUCACGAAGGUCUGUGGGAAUUUUCCUUUGAAAAUGCCUCUGUAUCAAAAUGAUAUAUUAGGUUGCAACUUUAAGCAGAUGUUGAUACUUUGUGCAUCUUAAUGCAUACUUUCAUUUUGUUGAUGGCUGUCCCUUCCCCCUGGCUUACUCAAUUGAUUUUACUAGAAAUACUGUGAAACUAUUUGUGUUUUAACAAGAAUAUAUGCCAGAUAUGCGGUUGGACUCCCACUGAAACCAACACACCCACAGUAGCUGUUGAAUGAAACACUGCAAGUCUCAAACAUGACUUUAUUUCAAAUUGAAUGAGUAAUCUAUUGGUUAGUUAAUUUGAAGCAGUGAAUCAAUCUCUCGAGCCUGAGGUGAUUUCAUUAUAUCACCCCUCCAAAAGUCUUCAGUAUUCAAUUCAUUAUGAUAUAAAUAGAAAAGAAAAAUAAUAGAGCAAAAUAUUACAUUAGAGAACCUUUAAAGUAACAUCCUUAAAUGUGUCAGUACAAUAAAUACUUAUAUAUACAUGUUUAUACAUUUUUAUAUAAUAUUCAGUAUAUAGGCACUGUAAUCCUUAAAAGUUCAGUGUGUUAGAUUUCUAGCGGUGGUGUUGCAUUUGCAUCUUUCCUGAAUACCCCAGAGACUUAACCCCACUCCAAGCCUGUAGGAGAAGGAAAGUCAAAAGGAAAAACAAAUAUGAAAGGUCCUUUGUGGAACCUGUGUCCAGUUUGUUUGUUGUGGGCUACUGUAGAGACAUGGCCGGCUACUUGGAAGAGGACCCACACCUGAUGUAGAUAGAAAGGUCUCAUUCUAAAGUAAUGAAAUGCAAUAAUUCUUAGUUUUAGGGAUUUUACAGACAUGAAAACAUCUGUUGAUACAUCCUCCUAAAUCCUACACACUGGACGGUCAAGAUAAAGUGGUUAUGGUUACUGGCAGUUUUAAUUUCUCAGGUGGGAUACACUGCUCCAAAAGAUCACAGAGCAUAAUGCCUAAACAUCCUGAUGUGUUGCACAAUGCAGUACAACCAAGACUGUUAACUGCCCUUCUUAAUCUUUCAAUAGAUUAAAAGAUUGUGACAUCA